Messenger RNA from Rotaria sp. Silwood2, 1251 nucleotides. The record is from the annotation of a GenBank genome assembly. NCBI's taxonomy places the organism in Eukaryota, Metazoa, Rotifera, Eurotatoria, Philodinida, Philodinidae.
AUGACGCCUCUAAAAGAAUGGCGUAUGCAUGAAAACAUCGAUAUUGAUCCAUCUUUAUUGAUAGACUGCAAUAUCAAUAAAUUUAAAAAUCCUAAAAACGUUUCAACAUUCUACGAUGAUGAUAUAUUAAUAUGGUUAGAUAAAUGUAUUCAUGACAAUGAACAAGAUGAUCAAUAUUCAAUUUAUCAACUUCGUCGUUUAAUGAAUUCAUUUCUUAUUUUUACAAAUGAAAAAGAAUGUCUGCAGUUUAUUACUAAUUUUACAACUACAGAGCAUAAAUUCUUUAUAGUUAUAUCCGGUUCAUUAGGUAAAGAUUUAGUUCCGACUAUAAAUUGUUUAUCACAGAUUGAUUCAAUUUACAUUUUCUGUGGAAAGAAAAUUGAACAUGAGUAUUGGGCAAAAAAUUAUGAAAAAGUUAAAGGUGUUUUUAAUAACAUUAAAGAUCUUGGUGUCGAUCUUACAAAUAAUAGACAAAAAUAUGAAUACAGUCCAUCAAAAAUCAAACAUUCGAUAGAUUUAUCAUCGAAGAAACUUUCAUUACCCUGUGAAUCCAAUGAUAUCAUCAAUUUAAACAAUUCUACAUAUAAUAAUUUUCAACCAUAUGACAAUAUUCAAAUAUCAAUUGCAUCAGCUGAUAUUCCAUUUAAUAAUAAAGAAAAUUGUUCAUCGAUAAAUGAAAUAGAAAUAGACAACAAUAUAGAAUCUAGUCGAAAUGUUAUUCCAUUCGUUCAAUAUAAACAACAGAUGGAAUUUUCCGAUAAUGGUAUUUGGCCAUGUGUAUUCGUUAUUGAUCGUGUACGCAAUGAAGUUUUCAACCAUCUUAAUUUGGUUCUCGGAACAGUCAAAUAUUCUAAUUCUAUGGAAAAUUGUUUAGAACAUGUUUGUCAGCAUCGCGAUGAUCCACAUUCAAUCAUUUUAUGUGAUCUAACAAAUAUUGAAUAUUUACCUAUACUAAUUCGUUCUAAUGUACGAAAUAUAUAUAUCUAUUGUCCAAAUACAUCUUUAAAAGAUUAUUCUGUAUGGAAUGAAAGAUACCCAAGUGUUAUUUGUGCAAUGCAACAUAUUGAAACUCUUACUCGUUUGAUUAUUUGGGAUUUAUCUGCUUGUAUUGUAAAUAUUGGAAACUAUUAUAAUAAUCAAAAUCAGAAAACUAUGGCUCAAACUCGAUAUCGAUAUGCAUAUCGUCUUCAUAUUGUUUUUCGCGAAAAUUUAAAUGAUACGAUGCGGAUGUUCGAAAUUAUUGAUCAAUAA